Messenger RNA from Xylaria bambusicola, 1344 nucleotides. RefSeq lists its product as uncharacterized. NCBI's taxonomy places the organism in Eukaryota, Fungi, Ascomycota, Sordariomycetes, Xylariales, Xylariaceae. Bases 597 to 1124 code for a protein of 175 amino acids. The record is from RefSeq and is a predicted model, not a curated record. The transcript has a single exon.
AGGUAGGUCAAUUAGGAGUUGAUUCAGGACGUCAGAGAUAAGCUACACGUAAGCUACACUAUAAUCCCGAUAGAAUACCGUCUCCUUUGCCGAUUGCCGUAUCGCACUUCUUUUCUUUGCCUGAAACCUCCUGAGUCCUCGAAGCGAUUUUUCAGAGGGUAACGGAGCGUGAGAACAUUUCUGUGACUCGUUUCUCGUUCAGACCAGUAUGAGAUGUCGGAUGAUAGAUUUGCAGUAAAUGUAAGUAAAGGAAAAACAGAGACAACAGAAACAAGAGCUCCAAGGUCCAGGCCAUCUCUAACCUACCUACACCAAUGAGCUCUUCCAGAUCAAUUGCCCGUUUUGGCUGUCAAAAAAAAGUUUAGCCCUGUUGAUCCGGCUCACUUUAUUCGCGCAUCACGUUUUCGUAUCCGCGCAUCACCCUAAACCCAAAAUAGUAUUUGCUGGGGCGGUUACGUACACCUACAAUCUUUAUCCACCAACAACACUUCAACAACUUCAGUCAUCAACAACACCACGCGCUUCAUCUCGCAAUUCUGCAUCGAUUGCACCUUUUUUUUUCGACCUAAAAUACGUAUUUGCUGAUUUUUGACAAUAUGCCGUUAGUACCACCUACCGAUGCCCAAUUUCCCACCCUCGCCGAAGGCUUCGAAGCCUGGCAGGCACAUGCACUCCGCGAGGGCUUCGCAAUUACGAAGUGCAACGCCUCCAACAAGAUCGAUGGCCAAUAUACACGAUAUACGAUAAAGUGUACCGCUGCUACCGCUGAUCACAAGUCUAUUGCCACGCAAAGGAAGGCUUCAAGCGCCAGAGUUGGUUGCCAAUUCAAAGGCGUGGCAAAGCUUUAUAAAUACCAAGAUAGUUGGACCUUUACCGUUAACUAUCCUCACCAUAACCACCUUCCCUCUUUAUCUACACCUAUUCACCGCCAAAAACAGAUGACCGAACAAGUCCGUAGGAUUAUUCAGACUGGGUUCGAUAAUCUAAUCCCUUGCCGCAAGAUAUAUAAGCUUGUAUUAGCUUUGGAUCCUGAUACUACUAUUACGAAGAAUGACGUUAGUAACGUUAUUUCCAAGAUUCGGCUUCGAAAACGAGGUCUUCAUACAGACCUUACAGCAAAAUAACGGAUAGCUUCACAAUAGCCAGUUCAGAGUCUCCAGGCGUGGCAGGCAUCGUACGCACCGGAAGGGCCAAGGGGGGCGUUAUAUUUGACUUCAAGAAUCGGUCAAAUAGGUGGCAAAAGGGGUGGUUUCAUGUCAAGAUCAACAGACAAGUACCUUUUUCAAGGCGGAUUGAAAAACAGGUCACUAGGCAAGUCCUAGGGCGAGCGUUUUUGCUAGUAAA